AUGGACUUCCCUGACGAUGAUGUCCUGCGGGAACUAGAGAGCAGAGAAUACAGUGUAAAGGAAUUCUUCUCCAAGACUGAGCUGGCUAAGCUGUCCGACUACGAAAUGCUGAGGUACAAAAACAUGAGAAAGAACUACGAGAUCAUGCUGGCCGUUGGAUUACCAGCAGUGAUGCCCGAGUUUAUGAGAGGUCCUAGAUCUAGAAUAAAACGGAAACCGAAGAAGGUGGAAUCAGAUAGCGAUGAAGAAUGGACCCCUCACAGGUCUUCUAGAGAAAAGAAACAGACAGUUAGAUUUUCAGUCAAUGUCCCAGAAAAGGUACUGAAAGGAAAACGUCCGAAGAAAGUGUUAAAGACUGACAAAAGCACUAAAGAACCCAAGAGAAUGGAACAACGAAUAUAUCCCUUGCGUGUUCAAGAAAGACUGAAUUACAUGGAUUUGGAAGCGCCGGAUGACGACGAGUUCAUAUACUGCGAAGAAUGUAAUGGAGAGCACGAAGGGGAUUGCCCGGUGCACGGACCGCUGUUGGUUGUGGAAGACACCAAGCAAUCCCUAGGUAUUGCUGACAGAGCAAAGAAAACUCUUCCACCUGGUGUAUCAGUUCGAAAAUCAAGAAUACCGAAUGCCGGGUUGGGAGUUUUCACUGACAAAUAUAUCUCCAAGCGAACGAAAUUCGGUCCUUAUGAAGGAAAGAUAACCGAAAACCAGGAGGAGGCCCACGAAACUGGAUAUGCUUGGCAGAUAUAUAAGCAAGGUCAACCCAGUCAUUUCGUGAACGCCUAUGAAGAAACCAUGAGCAACUGGAUGAGAUACGUCAACUGUGCAAGAUCAGAAUCCGAACAAAAUCUUGUCGCUUUUCAACAUAAAGGAGAGAUAUACUACAGAUCUUUUAAAGACAUCCCUCCAGGGACAGAACUGCUGGUGUGGUAUGGUCAUGAUUAUGGAAAAGAACUAGGGAUACACAGAGAGGAAAUCCAAAUUAUUUCAAAAUUUAUAAAUGGGGAAGAAAUGUUCUGUUGUAAUUGGUGCCAGAUGGGGUUUAGCACCAAAGAAUACCUAGCAAAACACUGCAAAUACAAACAUGGACAAAGUCUGUUACUGUCUAAAGACAUUCAACGUUAUAAUGGUGAUGAUAUUUUUCCAUGCCAGCAUUGCAAUAUCUGCUUUAGUACUUCUGCCUUUCUUGAAAUCCAUAUACCCCACUGUCGCAAGAAGGGGAAAGAAAACAUCCACGUAGUUAGUAAUACUGCAUUUGAAUCGAAGGGAGAAAAUGAUACAGAAGGCUUUGGAUUUUAUACGCCUACCAAAAGAAGGAAACCCUUAACCAAACGCACCAAUAACGAUGUAGGAGGAUGGCGUUCUGCCAAAGGAAGCGAGGACAAAGACAAACACAUCAUGACACAUACUGGUGAUAAAUCUUACAAAUGUGAUGUCUGUGGGAAGGCGUUCAGUGACACAGGAAACUUACAGAGACACAUGAGGACACAUACUGGUGAUAAACCUUACAAAUGUGAUGUCUGUGGGAAGGCGUUCAAUCUGACACAACACUUACAGAAACACAUGAGGACACAUACUGGUGAUAAAUCUUACAAAUGUGAUGUCUGUGGGAAGGCGUUCAGUGACACAGGAAACUUACAGAAACACAUGAGGACACAUACUGGUGAUAAAUCUUACAAAUGUGAUGUCUGUGGGAAGGCGUUCAGUGUAACAGGAAACUUACAGAAACACAUGAGGACACAUACUGGUGAUAAACCUUACAAAUGUGAUGUCUGUGGGAAGGCGUUCAGUGUAACAGGAAACUUACAGAGACACAUGAGGACACAUACUGGUGAUAAACCUUACAAAUGUGAUGUCUGUGGGAAGGCGUUCAAUCAGACACAACACUUACAGAAACACAUGAGGACACAUACUGGUGAUAAACCUUACAAAUGUGAUGUCUGUGGGAAGGCGUUCAAUCAGACACAAAACUUACAGAGACACAUGAGGACACAUACUGGUGAGAAACCUUACAAAUGUGAUGUCUGUGGGAAGGCGUUUAGUAUAACAGGAAACUUACAGAGACACAUGAGGACACAUACUGGUGAUAAACCUUACAAAUGUGAUGUCUACUUAGGGAAUGUGUCUAAUUAAAUGUGAAUGAAUUGAAUAACAGAAAGCUUUAUGGGUGAUAACCAUGUAGAUGUGCUGUUAAUAGCAGGGACUGAUUCAAUAUCUCAUGAAAUGAAACACGUACUACAGAUAGUCCGUGUAUUCCUAAAGAGGUACAUUUCAUUUCAGUAGAAACAUACAAGUGGUGUGGAGAGACAUUAUAUUGGAUACAAUAUCAUCGAUGUCAUAGAUAAAUUUCUGAUUUUGAACUUCAGGGUAUUUAAACUAGCAUAAAAUGACUAUAUAUUACAUAGUAAUUAUUGGGGAUGUUAAUUUUGGGCUGGGUUUAUAUACAUGUAUGUAUUUAUUAUCAUUAUUUAAUGCAGCUGCACAUUUUCUGACAACUCGCAUUGCUUACGAUUUCAAAUUUUGAUGUUUAUUUGUUUACUAGCAUUGUUUUAAACUUUUGAUAGCAUGCUUGCCCAAUGAUUGAAGACACAUUAGCCAUGUUAGACAAUGCUAACAUGUUUUAAAUGCGGUGUUUAUAAUUUAUUUUCAUAUAUUCUUAAAUGUAAAUUUUUAAAUUUGAUUUAUACAGCUUGAAUCGGAAAACGUUUUAAGAAUAUUGAAUAUACAUGUAUGUGUUUAUACCGGAGAUGUACCAGGUUUAUAUUUUGUAGAUUAACAUAUAUACAUGUAUGUGCGUUAAUACAUCAGCAAAUUAAUUUUUUAUAUAUUUGAAA
Messenger RNA from Ostrea edulis (European flat oyster), 2831 nucleotides. Its product is annotated as histone-lysine N-methyltransferase PRDM9-like. Gene Ontology annotation, cellular component: nucleus. Gene Ontology annotation, molecular function: protein binding; histone methyltransferase activity. NCBI's taxonomy places the organism in Eukaryota, Metazoa, Mollusca, Bivalvia, Ostreida, Ostreidae. Gene Ontology annotation, biological process: regulation of DNA-templated transcription. The record is from RefSeq and is a predicted model, not a curated record. The coding region runs from base 1 to 2130 and encodes 709 amino acids. The transcript is spliced from 10 exons.